Messenger RNA from Trifolium pratense (red clover), 6392 nucleotides. RefSeq names its product ABC transporter C family member 2-like. Bases 1186 to 6045 code for a protein of 1619 amino acids. Gene Ontology annotation, biological process: transmembrane transport. The transcript has 28 exons. Lineage: Eukaryota; Viridiplantae; Streptophyta; Magnoliopsida; Fabales; Fabaceae. The record is from RefSeq and is a predicted model, not a curated record. Gene Ontology annotation, molecular function: ATP binding; ATP hydrolysis activity; ABC-type transporter activity. Gene Ontology annotation, cellular component: membrane.
CCUAAUUUUCCACUCGCACUCUAUUUUUUCUCUACCACCACAUUUCACUCCAAAAUUCGUUAUAAUAGAUUUUUUCUUUCUCUCAUUUUCUCUUAUCCUUCAUUUCUCAUUUGUCUUCUUCUCCCCCAAACUUUUCGUUUUAAACCUUUUUCGUUUCCUUUCUCUCUCAUCCGCAUCUCUCUUUUUUCUCCUCAUUGGUUAGUUCUUCUUGGGAUCCUCGUCUUUCGUUCAUCUUUUCGUAAAUUCAUUUUAGCUUAUACAAUACGCUGUUGACUUAUCUUAAUCUUAAUCUUCUGUUUAGCUUAUAGAAUCUGCACUAAACUGUUAGUUAACUCAUGAUUUCAAAAAAAGUGUAUGAAAUAUGCAAUUCAAUUUGAUUUUUUAUUCCUAAAAUCUAAUCUACUGAAUUGGAAUUGCAUAAGUAGACUGUGUUUGUAUGUAACAGUGUUAUCGAUUAAUUUGUUUCAAUCUCUUUAUAUUGCUAUAGUCUGUUAAUUUGUUCUUGAAGUUGGUUAUGUGAUGAAUCAUGAAACACAUACAGUUUUUGAUCGAUAAUAAAAAUUAGGUAAAAAAAAGUAGUAGAAAUUAUUUUUGUUAGUUGCUAUAGGAAAUUCAUGUAGUCAAAUAUAUCGUUCUAGAUAUGUUAGGUGAGAAAAUAGGUGAAAUGUGAGUGUUUGAUUUUAUGAUUUUUCAUUCAUUUGAGGAUACUAUGUAGAAACAAGUAGUGAUUAUUAAUUCUUAUUUUUAGGGGAAGACCUGGUAAUUCGGAGUUCGCCCAGGAGUUAAGUAAAACUUGGCCAAAAAUUGUUCCCCUCAGAGGUCGUACUUAGGUUCUCCCGAGUUCAUCCUUAGAUGAAACUUAUCAACCCCUUGAGCCCAAUUACUUGUCAUAGGAAAUAGUGGAAGUGAUUUUUGUUAUUUGGCAUAGGAAAUAGUGGAAAUUUUGGUAGUCAAGAAUUACAUUCUAGAUAUGUUAGUUGAGGAAAGUAGUAAAAUGUUUUUUUUUUGAACGACAAAUAUAUUAUUAAUAAAAAACCAGGUCUCUGCACAAGAUGAACAGAGACCGGUAAAAGAGGGCUACAAAACAAAGGAUCUUUAUUUGAAGAGGAGAGAGGAGAGCAUUUUGUGCCGAUGUGUGGUGUUUGAACUUGAAUUCUUUCUUCACCAAAGCUGUUUGAUAUAAAAAUGGCUUUCGAUCCGUUGGUUUGGUAUUGUAAGCCGGUUGAAGAUGGAGUGUGGACAAGAACAGUUCAGAAUGCCUUUGGUGCUUACACUCCUUGUGCGGUUGACUCUUUGGUGAUUGGUAUUUCUCAUUUGGUGAUUCUAGGGUUGUGUAUUUACCGCAUAUGGUUGAUUAAGAAGGAUUUCUCAGUCAAGAGGUUUCGUUUAAGGUCGAAUAUCUACAAUUAUGUUUUGGGGAUUUUGGCUGCAUAUUCUGUGGCUGAGCCUUUAUACAGAUUGAUCAUGGGAGUAUCAAUUCUAAAUUUAGACGGGCAGACUCAACUUGCUCCAUUUGAGAUAGUUUCACUGAUUGUUGAGGCUAUUGCUUGGUGCUCUAUGCUGAUUUUGCUUGCGAUUGAAACUAAAGUCUACAUCUGUGAAUUCCGAUGGUUUGUCCGAUUUGGUUUGGUUUAUGCUGCUGUAGGGGGCGCUGUUAUGUUCAAUUUCAUCAUUUCUGUCCAGGAACUUUAUAGCAGAUCGGUGUUGUAUUUGUACAUCAGUGAGGUGGUCUGCCAGGUUUUGUUUGGAAUACUUUUGCUUGUGUACGUCCCUAUUUUGGAUCCUUAUCCAGGGUAUACCCCCAUUGGUAAUGAAACAGUUACUGAUGCUGCAUAUGUUGAACUCCCUGAAGGAGAGUUGAUAUGUCCUGAAAGGCGAGCUAGCUUAUGGUCAAAGAUAUGUUUUUCUUGGAUGAAUCCCAUUAUGAAACUAGGAUAUGAAAGACCACUUACAGAGAAAGAUAUAUGGAAAUUAGAUACAUGGGAGCGGACAGAGUCAUUGCACAAUACAUUCCAGAAAUGUUGGACCGAGGAGUCUCAGAAAUCAAAACCUUGGCUUUUGAGAGCAUUAAAUGCAAGCCUUGGAGGAAGGUUUUGGUUCGGAGGCUUUUUCAAGAUUGGCAAUGAUCUUUCCCAAUUUAUAGGCCCACUUAUAUUGAACCAACUUCUACAGUCUAUGCAAAAUGGUGAUCCAGCCGGAAUGGGUUACAUUUAUGCCUUCUCAAUAUUUGUCGGAGUGGUCUUUGGGGUGUUAUGUGAAGCUCAAUAUUUUCAGAAUGUCAUGCGUGUUGGAUAUCGUCUGAGAUCAACGCUGGUGGCUGCAGUAUUUCGCAAGUCUCUGAGGCUUACUCAUGAAGCGCGAAAGCAAUUUGCAUCUGGAAAAAUAACCAACUUGAUGACUACUGAUGCUGAGUCACUUCAGCAAAUAUGCCAAUCACUUCACACUUUGUGGUCAGCUCCCUUUCGAAUUACUAUUGCUAUGGUUCUUCUUUACCAAGAACUAGGUGUUGCUUCCCUUCUUGGUGCUUUGUUGCUAGUUCUUAUGUUUCCACUACAGACAGUAAUCAUCAGCAGAAUGCAGAAGCUGUCUAAGGAAGGAUUACAACGCACAGACAAGAGAAUUGGUCUCAUGAAUGAAAUUUUGGCUGCUAUGGAUACUGUAAAAUGUUAUGCGUGGGAAAGUAGUUUCCAGUCUAGAGUUGAGAAUGUCCGAAAUGAUGAAUUAUCAUGGUUUCGAAAAGCAUCAUUACUUGGAGCGUGUAAUUCAUUUAUACUAAAUAGCAUUCCAGUUUUUGUAACUGUGAUUUCGUUUGGAGUGUUCACAUUGCUUGGAGGGGAUUUGACACCUGCAAGAGCUUUCACUUCUCUCUCUCUGUUUGCUGUGCUUCGAUUUCCUCUCUUCAUGCUUCCAAAUAUUAUAACUCAGGUGGUUAAUGCAAAUGUAUCGUUGAAACGUCUGGAAGAGUUGCUCUUAGCUGAAGAGAGAAUACUUCUACCAAAUCCACCUCUUGAGCCAGGAUUACCAGCCAUCUCAAUCAGGAAUGGAUACUUUUCUUGGGAUGCAAAGGCAGAGAGCGCAACAUUGUCAAACAUAAAUUUGGAUAUUCCUGUUGGUAGCCUAGUUGCUGUUGUCGGCAGCACGGGAGAAGGGAAGACGUCACUCAUAUCUGCAAUGCUUGGAGAACUUCCUCCAAUUGCAGAUUCAACUGUUGUUAUGAGAGGAACAGUAGCUUAUGUACCUCAAGUUUCAUGGAUUUUUAAUGCAACUGUACGGGAUAACGUUUUGUUCGGUUCUGUAUUUGACCCAAUAAGAUAUGAAAGAGCAAUAGAUGUGACUGAACUGCGACACGACCUUGAGUUACUACCAGGCGGUGAUCUUACUGAAAUUGGUGAAAGAGGGGUAAACAUCAGCGGUGGUCAGAAGCAGAGAGUAUCCAUGGCUAGAGCUGUCUACUCCAAUUCGGAUGUGCUCGUGUUUGAUGACCCCCUAAGUGCUCUGGAUGCACAUGUGGCUAGACAGGUUUUUGAUAAAUGUAUCAAGGGAGAAUUGAGAGGGAAGACUAGGGUUCUUGUUACGAAUCAGCUGCAUUUCCUUUCACAGGUUGAUAGAAUCAUUUUGGUCCAUGAAGGUAUGGUGAAGGAGGAAGGGACUUUUGAGGAACUCUCUAGCCAGGGGAUUUUGUUCCAAAAGCUGAUGGAAAAUGCAGGUAAAAUGGAGGAGUAUGAAGAAGAAAAGGUAGAUAUUGAAGCUACAGAUCAAAAGUCCUCUUCAAUACCAGUGGUCAAUGGAGCGGUUAAUGAUCAUGCAAAGAGUGAAAGUAAACCAAAAGUUGGAAAAUCUAUCCUUAUUAAACAGGAAGAACGGGAAACAGGUGUUGUCAGUUUGAAUGUUCUAACGAGGUACAAAAAUGCAUUAGGAGGCACCUGGGUUGUUCUAGUACUAUUUGGAUGCUAUAUCUCAACCGAAGUGUUACGAAUAUCAAGUAGCACAUGGUUAAGCCACUGGACUGAUCAGAGUGCUGCAGAGGGUUAUAAUCCCGCCUUCUACAAUCUCAUAUAUGCAGCUCUAUCAUUUUGUCAGGUUUUGGUGACUUUAACAAAUUCUUACUGGUUAAUCAUAUCAAGUCUUUAUGCUGCUAGAAGGUUGCACGAAGCCAUGCUUCACUCCAUCUUACGUGCUCCCAUGGUCUUUUUCCACACAAAUCCACUUGGAAGGGUCAUCAACAGGUUUGCAAAAGAUUUAGGUGACAUCGAUCGUAAUGUAGCUCCAUUUGUGAGCAUGUUUUUAGGUCAAAUUUCCCAACUUCUUUCGACCUUCAUCCUGAUAGGGAUUGUAAGCACAAUGUCCUUGUGGGCAAUAAUGCCAUUGUUGGUAUUGUUCUAUGGAGCAUAUCUAUACUAUCAGAGCACUGCUCGUGAAGUAAAGCGAUUGGAUUCAAUUAGCAGAUCUCCUGUUUAUGCGCAAUUUGGGGAAGCACUAAAUGGUCUAUCAACAAUUCGUGCUUACAAAGCGUACGAUCGAAUGGCGGAUAUAAACGGGAGAUCCAUGGACAACAACAUUCGGUACACACUGGUCAACAUAAGCGGAAACCGAUGGCUUGCAAUCCGAUUGGAAACCCUAGGAGGCCUCAUGAUAUGGUUCACUGCAACCUUCGCCGUGAUGCAGAACGGUAGGGCAGAGAACCAGCAAGAAUUUGCAUCCACCAUGGGAUUACUUCUCACUUACGCUUUGAAUAUUACCAGCUUGCUCACCGGUGUGCUCAGACUUGCUAGUUUGGCUGAGAAUAGUUUAAAUUCAGUUGAGCGGAUUGGAACUUACAUUGAUUUGCCUUCAGAGGCUCCUUCUGUGAUUGAAGAUAAUCGUCCUCCCCCCGGGUGGCCUUCCUCGGGCUCCAUCAAGUUCGAAGAAGUUGUUCUUCGCUACAGGCCUGAACUUCCUCCUGUGCUUCAUGGCCUAUCUUUCACAAUUUUUCCAAGCGACAAGGUUGGCAUUGUUGGGAGGACUGGCGCAGGAAAAUCCAGCAUGCUAAAUGCCUUGUUUCGAAUUGUGGAAUUGGAAAAGGGGAGAAUAUUAAUUGAUGAUCGUGAUAUUGCAAAGUUUGGGUUGGCUGAUUUGCGGAAAGUUCUUGGCAUUAUACCACAAUCUCCUGUUCUCUUUUCAGGAACUGUGAGGUUUAAUCUUGAUCCAUUUACUGAACACAAUGAUGCUGACCUCUGGGAGGCUCUGGAGAGGGCACAUUUGAAGGAUGUGAUACGGAGGAAUUCUUUGGGGCUGGAUGCUGAGGUAUCUGAGGCGGGCGAGAACUUCAGUGUUGGACAGAGGCAACUGUUGAGUCUUGCCAGGGCUUUGUUGCGGAGAUCGAAGAUUUUAGUACUUGAUGAGGCAACUGCAGCGGUUGAUGUUAGAACAGAUGCACUCAUACAGAAAACAAUCCGGGAGGAAUUUAAAUCCUGUACAAUGCUCAUUAUCGCUCAUCGCCUCAACACUAUUAUUGAUUGUGAUCGGGUUCUUUUGCUUGAUGGAGGCAAGGUUCUUGAAUAUGAUACCCCCGAAGAGCUCCUGUCAAAUGAGGGUAGUGCUUUCUCUAAGAUGGUGCAAAGUACAGGAGCUGCAAAUGCCCAAUACUUACGCAGCUUAGUACACGGUGGGGACAAGACAGAAAGAGAAGAGAACAAGAAUCUGGAUGGUAAGAGAAAAUGGCUAGCUUCUUCUCGGUGGGCUGCUGCAGCCCAGUUUGCUCUUGCUGUGAGUCUCACUUCGUCACAGAAUGACCUACAACGCUUGGAAGUAGAAGAUGAGAAUAGUAUUCUCAAGAAGACAAAGGAUGCUCUGAUAACUUUGCAGGGUGUUUUGGAAAGGAAGCAUGAUAAAGAAAUUGAGGAAUCUUUAAACCAACGCCAAAUAUCCUCUGAGGGAUGGUGGACAUCGCUUUACAAGAUGAUUGAAGGUCUUGCUAUGAUGAGCAGAUUAGCCAGGAACAGACUAGAUCAAUCAGACUACGGUUUUGAGAACAGCUCGAUUGACUUUGAUCAAAUUGAUAUGUAGGGAAUGCUUCACUGUUCAGAUAACACGGCUUGCUGUCACUCGUAAAGGUUUUGCUAACUUAUUUUGGCGAUGUAGCUUACAACUGAGCUAUGAUUACCUUAGAAAAUACAAUAAAUCCUAUUUUGUCUAUUUAUUAGAAGAAAAUCAUACGUUUUUUUCAAUCAUUUAGAGAGUGGGCAUAUUUUUAUGUUUUAUUUGAUGCAAAGAAAUUUUAGUCCAUAUAGUCAAAAUGUUAUAAAUCAAUUUUCUCAUUAAAUUCUUCAAUAUUGAAGGGAAAUUUCUCUACUGUAAAAUAUUGAAACAAAUAAGAUUUGAAAUAAUUUCUCCCCUUUCUUUGUUUUCCUUCA